Messenger RNA from Gopherus flavomarginatus (Mexican gopher tortoise), 2112 nucleotides. RefSeq names its product LSM family member 14B (gene LSM14B). Bases 207 to 1475 code for a protein of 422 amino acids. Gene Ontology annotation, molecular function: mRNA binding. Lineage: Eukaryota; Metazoa; Chordata; Testudines; Testudinidae. The record is from RefSeq and is a predicted model, not a curated record. The transcript has 10 exons.
CCCGUCUCCCUCCGCGCUAUAUAAGGCGCCGACGGCGGCGGGGCUCCCGACUCCGCAGUGUGUGAGGGGGCGAGGCUGGGCUGGCGCUGCAGCUACCUGAGCGGCCUCUCCCCCGCGUCUAGCCAGGGCCUACGCCGCCGAGCGGAGCCACCCGCCGCGUUCUCCUCAGCCCCUCGCCAGGCCGCGCGGCCGGCCCCGGCGGAGCCAUGAGCUCGGGCACCCCCUACAUCGGGAGCAAAAUCAGCCUCAUCUCCAAGGCGCAGAUCCGCUACGAGGGCAUCCUCUACACCAUCGACACCGAGAACUCCACCGUGGCGCUGGCCAAAGUGCGCUCAUUUGGUACUGAAGACCGUCCCACAGACAGACCUGCUCCUCCAAGAGAAGAGAUUUAUGAAUACAUAAUUUUCCGGGGAAGUGACAUCAAAGACAUUACUGUAUGUGAGCCUCCUAAAGCUCAGCAUACUCUGCCUCAGGAUCCUGCCAUUGUCCAAUCUUCACUGGGCUCUACCUCUACAUCAUCCUUCCAGCCACAUGUGCCUUAUAGUCCAUUUAGAGGCAUGCAACACUACAGCCAGCUUGCUGCUAGUUCUUUACUUAGCCAGCAAUAUGCAGCUUCUUUAGGUUUAGAGAAACUGGUAAGCCCUCCAACAUCAGCAGCUGCUUCCAGCCCUAGCUCUUCUCCGUCUCCACAACCUGUUUCAGAGCCUGACAUGUCUUCAGAGCCACAUCAGCUCUCUCCCAAGGGUACUGGCUUCCCAUUGGUUCCCCCAGUUCGCAAAAGCCCCAUGGUGGAGCAGGCUGUUCAGACUGGUCCAGUUGAUAACAUGAAUCAAAAAAAGCCACCCCCAGCAAAAGUAGUUUCCGGGAUCCAGCGCAAUGGAAGGCAGAUUCCACAAAGUAGUAAGACAAAUGAUACAGUUCAGCCACCACCUGUGCAAACUCAAGGCCAGGUGAAUGAUGAAAACAGAAGACCUCAAAGGAGAAGAUCGGGAAACAGGAGAACCAGAACCCGUUCUAGAGGACAAAAUAGACCAGCCACUGUGAAGGAAAACACAAUAAAGUUUGAAGGUGACUUUGAUUUUGAAAGUGCAAAUGCACAGUUCAACAGAGAGGAACUUGAUAAAGAAUUCAAGAAGAAACUGAACUUUAAAGAUGACAAAGCUGAGGCAGGUGAAGAAAAGAGUGAUCCUGGAGUAGCGACUCAGAAUGAUGGCAAUGCAGAUGAAGACCUUCUUGGACCCAAUUGCUAUUAUGAUAAAUCAAAGUCUUUCUUUGACAACAUCUCUUCAGAACUAAAAUCCAGUUCCAGGCGUACAACGUGGGCUGAAGAAAGGAAGCUUAAUACAGAGACAUUUGGCGUAUCUGGCAGGUUUCUUCGUGGACGUAGCUUUCGUGGUGGAUUUCGAGGUGGAAGGGGUAGUGGAGCAGCACGGCGAAACCAAACAACUCACAGAGCUGGUACUGGAAGAGUGUAAUAGAGGCAAGUUUUUUCCUUCCUUCAGUUUGGAUGGCUGCUUCUCUUGCUUCAGUGGGAAUGAAGAUUUCAGCACUUGUCUUCUCCUGGGAGAAACAAUUAGAAGCAGCAGCUGAACUCUUAUUUUCUGUACUGGAUCAAAUAUUACUGUUUCAACAUACAAAUCUAAGGUCUCUCCUUUGUGUUUUCCUGUGAGCUUAGCCGGAAGUGUUCAGCUAUGACAUUUAUUUAUCUUUAUGCAAAUAUCCUGAAGUGGGAACCUCAUGCCAGAUCAAAUUCCUUUGAUUUAAAAAGGAAGGGGAAGUAGCUAAGCUUAGCUAUGAAGGUCCUGGACUGGCUUAUGCUAAACUUAUGUCUUAGCACUAAACACCAUUGGCUCAAAAGAGGGAAUCUACAUGUCAGUCCUAUUCUAAUGUAAAUCUUUCACCUUGUGGUUGGACUAGUGUUAUCAUUUGACAUAUAACAUCUGCUACUGUUGUGUAUUAUAGCACAUGGAUUAUUUUACUUACUAGCUCAUUGCACUCUAUGUGCUUGUGCCCUAGAACAGGGUUUUGCUUAUCUAAAUGCAUAACUUUUACGUCAGGCAGCUGGCCCUAGCUUCCUUGCAUUUUGUAUUAAAAGUAGGCUAGAUGACUUUA